AUGAGGAAAAAAAAAUGGAGGUUUUGGAAGAGGUUGGCCUGUUUCCACUUCUCUCGCCCAAGAGCUGGGAAGAGUGAGAAAGCUCAGGAUGAGAAAGUGGAGCAAAGCGAGAAGCUGGAGCAGGCUGGAUCUUCUAGGUGCUCUGAUGAUCAGAUUUCUCUGCAGAACAUCACAUGUGAUGUUCAUCAGGAAGCUCCGAGCUCUAAAGUCCUCCCCUCUUCUGAAGAGCAGCCGAGGAAGGAGCAUCUUCAGAAGUGUGUGGAAGGUAAUCUGUCCGAAGGAGAGAUUAAGUCCCCGUUGACAGAACAACAGGACAGUGAAGUGGCCACGAGCAGUGAGAGUGACCUGAUCACGCGAACCCGUUCUCUGGAAAUCGGCCUGACCGCCCUUGCCAAUAAGGGUCCCAGCUCACCCCACAUCAUUGAGCUGCUGGACUGGCAGGAGUUUCCAGACCAUUAUGUUAUGGUCUUGCAGUGCCCCUCGCCCUGUGAGAACCUCUUUGACUACUUGGAGCGCUGUGGAGGCAUCUUAGACGAAAACUUUGCACGGCACGUGAUGCAGCAGGUCGUCGAGGCUGCUGACAAAUGCUGCAGCCGCGGAGUUCUUCAUAGAGACAUCAAACUGGAGAACUUGUUAGUUAACACAGACAACCUGGACGUGACUCUGAUUGAUUUCGGCUGCGGGGACCUGCUGCAUGAAAUGCCGUACAGCACCUUUAGUGGUACAGAGGAAUACUGCCCCCCUGAAUAUUCAGAGACGGGCAAGUACCACGGACGGCCAGCAACAGUGUUUUCACUGGGGGUGGUUUUGUACACUUUGGUCUGCGGCUAUUAUCCAGACCACACCGAUCUGGACAAGAUCAAGAACUGGCUGUGGUAUCUGCCCAGCUUGUCAAAAGAAUGCAGCCAUUUGAUCAACGCCUGCCUGCAUCCCAACCCCGAGGAGAGAAUGCCUCUUGACAGACUCCUACUCCACGACUGGUUUAACGUCAUCCCAAAAGUCGUGGAGACAAGAGCACCCUGCUACGGCCACACAGGAAGUGCCCUGUAG
This is a messenger RNA of Puntigrus tetrazona (Sumatra barb), 1050 nucleotides long. Its product is annotated as serine/threonine-protein kinase pim-1-like. NCBI's taxonomy places the organism in Eukaryota, Metazoa, Chordata, Actinopteri, Cypriniformes, Cyprinidae. Gene Ontology annotation, molecular function: ATP binding; protein serine/threonine kinase activity. Gene Ontology annotation, biological process: regulation of mitotic cell cycle; negative regulation of apoptotic process; protein autophosphorylation. Gene Ontology annotation, cellular component: cytoplasm. The coding region runs from base 1 to 1050 and encodes 349 amino acids. The record is from RefSeq and is a predicted model, not a curated record. The transcript has 6 exons.